This is a messenger RNA of Cucurbita pepo subsp. pepo (vegetable marrow), 2363 nucleotides long. Its product is annotated as transcriptional regulator ATRX. The record is from RefSeq and is a predicted model, not a curated record. NCBI's taxonomy places the organism in Eukaryota, Viridiplantae, Streptophyta, Magnoliopsida, Cucurbitales, Cucurbitaceae.
CUUCAAUUGCAGAGGACAGUGUUUCGAACAAAUCGGACCCAAACAUUCAGGAAUGCUGUUGAUUUUUAGGUCCCAUCGAUGCUCAAUCGAACGGUCGUGGUAAUGGAAUUUGUCUACCAUUCUCACCUCCUACUCUCACAGUGAAAGUAAAAGUCUAUGUUAGGGUUCAUGGAAGCUUCCUUUUGAGAAACUGGAAAGUUCGACGCGGAAUUUGUUUUUAUCAAUUAGAUAAUGGAGAAUCCCGAUCAGGAUCAGCAAGAUCCGAGGACUGUCCCUGGUGUGGAGGACACAACUGCAAUGACUAUCGAGUUUCUUCGUGCUCGACUUCUAUCGGAACGAUCUGUUUCAAAAAGUGCAAGACAAAGAGCUGAUGAACUAGCAAAAAGAGUUGCAGAACUGGAGGAGCAGCUAAAGAUCAUUACUCUUCAAAGAAAAAUGGCUGAAAAGGCCACAGCAGAUGUGCUUUCCAUUUUAGAAGAUAAUGGGGUUAGCGAUAUUUCUGAGACAUUUGAUUCGAAUUCGGACCAUGAAACACCAUGUGAAUCGAAAGCUGGGAAUGACCCCGCAAGAGAAGACGUGAACUCGAGUUCAAUACGAAGGAGAAAUGAACGUGAAGAAUAUGCAGGUUCUGAUAUUGAUACUUCUCCAGUGCUAGGUGGAAGCCUGUCUUGGAAAGGACGCAAGGAUUCACCACGUACUCGUGAGAAGUACAAAAAAAUUUCUGUAAGAAGUCGAAGCAGUUUCGCUUCUAUUGGUUCUUCGUCACCAAAACACCAACUUGGAAGAUCGUGUCGCCAGAUAAAACGUAGAGAUGCGAGACCACUAGCUGGGGAGCAAGAGCUCAAAUCGGAGGCGUCCGUGGAUUGUUCUCCAGAGAUCGCACCAUCUACUUGUUCAGAAGACUCUCGGAAUUUCUCUGUAAACGGGCACAAGAUAUUGAGAGAUGGCUAUGAACUUCACGAAAAAACACGCUCAGGUUCUUCUGAAGUUCAUGGUAACGUAGGAACUAAAGAUCGAGAUCACGAUUUAGAUGGGUAUGAAAACGUAAACGAUAUGGAGAAGGCAUUGAAAUGUCAAGCACAACUCAUUGAUCAAUAUGAAGCAAUGGAAAAGGCUCAAAGAGAAUGGGAAGAGAAGUUCAGAGAAAAUAACAACAGUACUCCGGAUUCUUGUGACCCUGGAAACCAUUCAGAUAUCACCGAGGAAAGGGACGAGAUCAGGGCUCAAGCUCCAAAUCUAUCUGAUGAGCCAAAAAUGCAGGUUGCAGUAGAUUGUGUCUCUAGAGGUUCGUCUCGAGCUCCGCCCAAUACGCUUGGCCCAUCUCCGUGUGCUGAUGUGGAAGACAUGCAGGAUCAGAACACGAAUAGUGUUUCUACUUCACGGUCACUCGAAGAAUUUACCUUUCCUAUGGCUAAUGUGAAUCAAUGCCAAGAAGAACCUUCACGUACCUCUGAACUCGGUCGUGGGAUCCCGGCCAGGCCAUUAGUAUCUCAUGGUGAUGCUGGUAUCCAUAGCCAAGAAACUCCGUACCGUAACAAUGAUCUAUAUGCAUUGGUGCCACACGAACCACCUGCGUUAAAUAGUGUCCUCGAUGCGCUUAAACAAGCGAAGCUAUCACUAACAAAGAAAAUCAACCAAGUACCCUUUGCAUCCCAUUCUGAUCCAAAAGCUGGGGAUAGGUUAGACAUCCCUGUUGGAUGUGCAGGGCUCUUCAGGCUUCCAACUGACUUUGCUGCCGAAGCUUCGAGUCAAACGAAUUUCCCAGGUUCGAAUUCUCCGUUAAGAUUGACAACUACUCGUUAUCCUGGUGAUAGUGUUCAAAUUUUCCCCGGUCAUGAAAUGGAGGAUAGAUCGAGUUUUCUAAGAGACCCUCGUUUACGCAACAGCAACUACCACACUAGUUCGGGUUUCGCACGAGAUGGGUUUCUAACCAACCAUUUUCCUGAGAAUAGAUGGAAAAAUCCAGGCCAGAAGCCUCAUUUUGAUCCAUCACGUCCAGUUUCCUCAAGCGUUCAUCAUAACGAUGGUUUUUUAAGAACUUUUCCGGGUCGGACCGCAGAAAUGCCUCCGCCGAACCAAUAUUCAUUCUAUGAUGAUCAGUUUAGGCCAAAUAUGUAUAGAUAGUUACUUGUAGUUAUGAGUAUUAACGUGAAACAUUUCAGGUUCCAGGAGGAUGGCUAGAAGGCUAGAAGGCUAGAAGGAAAUUGGCCUUGUAUCAUACUGUAAGUUGAAGUUGUUCUGCUUAUUUUACUCUCAACUUUCCAUAUACAAAUAAACUAUUUGAUGAUUUGAAUCCUAUACUCAUUUGUACUGAGGAUUAUAUGUUUACAUCAAAUUCUAUGUCAUCAGAUGUUCAUGUGUUC